AGCUGAGGUAGCAUAUAUGAGUAUCAUCAUCUCAUCGAAGAUUAAUUAUACACAAUUAUAUAUCUAGAGAGAGAGAGGAGAGAGAGCAAAUUAAUUAAUUAAUUUAAAUUAAUAAAAAAAUUAAAGUGAAUUAUUAAUUAAGAUGGGGCUAAUGGGGAGAUUAGUUGCAGCGAUAGAGUUCAAGGCAGGGGGAGAUGUGUUCCACGAGCUGUUCAGGGACAAGCCACAGCACAUCGCCGCCGCCAGCCCGGCCCGAGUCUACGGCUGCGAUCUCCACGCCGGAGAGUUCGGCAAAGUCGGAACCAACAUUUGCUGGAAAUACUUCCAUGACGGAAAAGAUAGGAUUGCAAAACAAGUAAUUCAAAAGAUCGACGAGGAGAAGAAGUUGAUGGAAUUCAAGAUGCUCGAAGGGGAUUUGAUGGAGAAAUACAAGAACUUCCUCAUAACUAUCCACGUCGAGACCAAGGGGAAUAUAGAACUAGUCACUUGGACAUUAGAGUACGAGCUUCUCAACGAAGAUGUUGAGCACCCGAUAUCCUUGUUGGCUUUCUUUAUCGAGCUCACAAAAGAUAUCGAGAGCCAUCAUCUCAAACCCUGAACCUCGUGCUCGUGCUCGUGCUCUUGCUCGUCGUAUAUUGUGGAUGAUGUUUGGUGUGUGAGAUGUAUUGCAUAUGAAUAAGUUCUUGAUGUUGUAAUAAAUCGUGUGUUUCUUACAUUUGCUCUAAUGUUUUGUUGAAAGAUUGGCUACAAUGGUGCUUUGUAGUGUGAAAUUUGAAGAAAUAAAGGCUUAGUUUAAUUUACA
Messenger RNA from Andrographis paniculata, 802 nucleotides. RefSeq names its product kirola-like. The transcript has 2 exons. Lineage: Eukaryota; Viridiplantae; Streptophyta; Magnoliopsida; Lamiales; Acanthaceae. The coding region runs from base 143 to 598 and encodes 151 amino acids. The record is from RefSeq and is a predicted model, not a curated record. Gene Ontology annotation, biological process: defense response.